UUGGGGUUUCCAACUCUUGCUGGAAGCAAGGUUCUAGGGCACCCCACUCCUCGCCCUUGGCUUUUCUUCCUGAGCCCCUUGUGCUCUCCAAAAAUGAAGAAAUGGGGUGAGUCCAGCCGCCAAACCCUUGUCUUAGAUCUUAGACAUGUCUCCAGCCUUCCCUUCCCUGUGAGGACAGACUUCCCUACAUUGCAACCGCUGCUUCUACUAAUAAUGAUGAUGACGAUGAUAAUUCCAACCUACAGAGCACACAAUUUAUGGUGUACCAGCAGGCCCUGUGCUGAGUGGUUCCUAUCCAUGUGGGGGGCUAUGACUGUACCCACUUUCCAGAUUAAGAAACUGAGGCUCAGAGGGCAUCUGGCCCAGGAAUCAUGCAGCAAAUCAGUGUCAGAGAACCCAGGGCCCUGGAGGAAAAUCUUCAUUUCCCCACACCUAUGUAGAUCCAGUCUGGAAGGUUAACCCCCAGAGGCUCCAUGGAGUUCCCUGGCCUGGGGUCCCUGGGGACCUCGGAGCCCCUUCCCCAGUUUGUGGAUCCUGCCCUGGUGUCCUCGACGCCAGAGUCGGGGGUCUUCUUCCCCUCUGGGCCUGAGGGCUUGGAUGCAGCAGCCUCCUCCACUGCCCCGAGCACAGCCACCGCUGCAGCUGCGGCUCUGGCCUACUACAGGGAUGCUGAGGCCUACAGACACUCCCCAGUCUUUCAGGUGUACCCAUUGCUCAACUGUAUGGAGGGGAUCCCAGGGGGCUCACCAUAUGCCGGCUGGGCCUACGGCAAGACGGGGCUCUAUCCUGCCUCAACUGUGUGUCCCACCCGCGAGGAAUCCCCUCCCCAGGCCUCAGAAGAUCCAGAUGGAAAAGGCAGCACCAGCUUCCUGGAGACGUUGAAGACAGAGCGGCUGAGUCCAGACCUCUUGACCCUGGGGCCUGCACUGCCUUCAUCACUCCCUGUCCCCAGCAGUGCUUAUGGGAGCCCUGACUUUUCCAGUACCUUCUUUUCUCCCACCGGGAGCCCCCUCAAUUCAGCAGCCUAUUCCUCUCCCAAGCUUCGUGGAACUCUGCCCCUGCCUCCCUGUGAGGCCAGGGAGUGUGUAAACUGCGGAGCAACAGCCACUCCACUGUGGCGGAGGGACAGGACAGGCCACUACCUGUGCAACGCCUGUGGCCUCUAUCACAAGAUGAAUGGGCAGAACAGGCCCCUCAUCCGGCCCAAGAAGCGCCUGAUUGUCAGCAAACGGGCAGGUACUCAGUGCACCAACUGCCAGACGACCACCACAACACUGUGGCGGAGAAAUGCCAGCGGGGACCCCGUGUGCAAUGCUUGCGGCCUCUACUACAAGCUACACCAGGUGAACCGGCCACUGACCAUGCGGAAGGAUGGUAUUCAGACUCGAAACCGCAAGGCAUCUGGAAAAGGGAAAAAGAAACGGGGCUCCAGUCUGGGAAGCACAGGAGCAGCUGAAGGACCAGCUGGUGGUUUUAUGGUGGUGGCUGGGGGCAGCAGUAGCGGGAAUUGUGGGGAGGUGGCUUCAGGCCUGACACUCGGCCCCCCCGGUACUGCCCAUCUCUACCAAGGCCUGGCCCCCGUGGUGCUGUCAGGGUCUGUUAGCCACCUCAUGCCUUUCCCCGGACCCCUGCUGGGCUCACCCACGGGCCCCUUCCCCACAGGCCCAAUGCCCACCACCACCAGCACUACUGUGGUGGCUCCACUCAGCUCAUGAGGGCACAGAGCGUGGCCUCCAGAGCAGGGGUGGUGUCUUCCUCCUCUUGUAGCCAGCAGUCUGGACAACCCAAGUCUCUGAGCCCCAGGCAUCCCCUAGGCCUGAACCUUCAAAGCUUUUGUAAAAUAAAACCACCAAAGUCCUGAAA
Sapajus apella (tufted capuchin) is the source of this 1863-nucleotide messenger RNA. It is a transcript of the gene GATA1, whose product is annotated as GATA binding protein 1. Lineage: Eukaryota; Metazoa; Chordata; Mammalia; Primates; Cebidae. Gene Ontology annotation, molecular function: zinc ion binding; DNA-binding transcription factor activity, RNA polymerase II-specific; RNA polymerase II cis-regulatory region sequence-specific DNA binding. Gene Ontology annotation, biological process: positive regulation of transcription by RNA polymerase II; negative regulation of transcription by RNA polymerase II; cell fate commitment. The record is from RefSeq and is a predicted model, not a curated record. Bases 474 to 1715 code for a protein of 413 amino acids. The transcript has 6 exons.